GACACACUAGGAAGCUUGGCCGGGCAAAUUUGCGCGGCCAGAAUUCGGCGUUUCACUGCGUGCUACGAGCCUAACGUUUGCAGAAGACUGCUUAGAAACGUCUACAGGCCAGCGCUCCAGGCACCAGGAGGGUGAAGGAUGCGCUACCUGGCCACCAAUGUUGUGCUAUUGGCCCUGACACUGCAGCCAGCAUUUUCUCAGCAAAUGCGCAGGAGUAGUGGCAGAAGACACUUGCGCAGGCGAUACCUCCCGUCAGACCUCGACGACGCCCGAGAGACCGACGACACGAUCGAGUGGGACGAUACGACCAUCGAGGACGACACGCGGGUUGUCGGCCCGCGGUGGCGCCGCCGCCCCUACGGCGUGAUUGAUGACGACGGCUGGGCGGGCGACGGGGAGCCGGUGGAUCCGGGCGCGGAGCUGGCUCUUGUCCUAUUUCUAGUCAUUGUCAUCUUCUGGCUGGCCGUCGGCUCGGCGUUUGCGCCCAGGCAGCGCUACACCGGCGCGACCCUUUAUGGCGAAACGUAUGAUUACUAUUCGGAGCCCUCGUUCUACUACGGCUCCUCCUACGCGUACGAGCCGGCCUACGUCGUGCCGCGGCGGUCCGGCUGGGGCUGGGGCUGGGGCUCCAGCUGGGGCGGAGGCCACCACCGCGGCGGGCGCGAGCGCGUCGAACGGCACCGCCACGUCGAACGGCAUCAUCACACCGAGCGACACCACCACGGUGGCGGCCAUCACGGCGGUGGCGGAGGCCAUCACGGCGGCCAUCAUGGCCGAUGACUCUAAAAAUAAUUUGUCACAUAUAGUAUUCAC
Pelagomonas calceolata is the source of this 813-nucleotide messenger RNA. Lineage: Eukaryota; Pelagophyceae; Pelagomonadales; Pelagomonadaceae. The record is from the annotation of a GenBank genome assembly.